Molecule: messenger RNA, 4077 nt
Organism: Salvelinus namaycush (lake trout)
Lineage: Eukaryota; Metazoa; Chordata; Actinopteri; Salmoniformes; Salmonidae
Product: major facilitator superfamily domain-containing protein 12-like
Exons: 6
Coding region: 585-1679 (364 amino acids)
Biological process (GO): carbohydrate transport
Cellular component (GO): membrane
Molecular function (GO): symporter activity
Source: RefSeq, a predicted model, not a curated record
UCAGUCUUUCCCUUCAUUUCACCGGAACGCUUUCGGCCAUUGUUGUUGUCAUGUAACAUAAUCAUAGUGUAUGUUUAUUCCAAAAAAUACCGAGGAGGCGAAUAUCGUUGGAAUUCAAUCGGUAUUAUCUCUAAUAUCGAUUACCGAGAUAUGUAUGUGAAACGGAUAUGUUAUGAAUGGGGAAGCGGCGAGGCGUUACUUUACUUUAACAAGUUAACCGCGUAACCUGGUUAGGGGGUUGGCUGAGGUAAGGACAGUGGUCGAGGUGUUUUGUUAGGUGCCUGAAUAUAUAUCGAUUUUUUUUCUCUUCAUAACAGUCAGCUGAUCGUAAGGAAACUGGCACAAUGUUGUGUGAUCAGAUGGACACGGACAUGUUGGGGAAUAAUGAUCUGUACUCACACAAGUAGGACCUAAUAUUUGUUUUCAAUGUGGAAUUGUAUUUUUGCUUGUUGAGUAUUCAGAUAACCUAUUUGGUCGUAUUUAGGCGAACAUAUUAGGUCAUCAAAAGAUCUCCAAACAACAAUUUGACUAUAAUUUGUAUAUAUAUAUUUUUCAGAGAAUUACCUAAUAUUCUCGAAGCAAUCAUGUCAGACUACACACAGAGGUCUCUGCCUUUUUGUCGGCGGCUGAGUUACGCCGUGGGACACUUUCUGAACGACCUGUGUGCGUCUAUGUGGUUCACCUAUCUGCUGGUGUACUACCACUCCGUGCUGGGCUUUCAGAACACCUAUGCAGGUGUGUUACUGCUGGUGGGGCAGAUAGCGGACGGGGUCUGCACACCCCUUAUCGGCUACGAGUCGGACCGGACGCCGGGGUGUGGGACAUACGGCAAGAGGAAGACAUGGCAUUUAGUGGGUACGGUCAGUGUGCUGAUGUCCUUUGCGUUCAUCUUUAAUCAGUGUGUGGGGUGUGACCAGUACACCUCUCAGUGGGUCAGCCUGACCUACUUCAUCCCGUUCAUCAUCAUCUUCCAGUUCGGCUGGGCUGCAACGCAGAUCUCACACCUGUCACUCAUCCCUGAGCUGGUGUCCUGCGAACACGCCAAGGUGGAGCUCACUGCUUACAGGUAUGCGUUUACAGUGAUGGCCAAUAUAACAGUGUACGCUGUGGCCUAUCUGCUGUUCCACUUCCAGACCGGAUCAGAUGAGGACCCCUCUCUCACUGAGACCCUUGGGCCCAUAGAUAUCCCUAUAUUCAGGAACCUGAGCCUCAUCGUGCUGGGUAUCGGUGCUCUUUCCUCUGUCCUCUUUCACUUGGGCACACGUGAAGAGCAGAGGGGAGCAGGGGAAGAGAAGAGGGAAGAGGAGGAGGAGGAUGAAGAAGAGAAAGGAGAGCGGCGGCCCCUUAUCCCUCGCCCUCAGGCUGCCGGCCCUGUCCAGUCGCUGCUGAGGUGGAAAUGCUGGCUGAAACAGCCUUCCUUUUAUCAGCCUCUGUCUCCCUCCCUGUCUCUGUCCAUCAGUACUCAGGUCUGCUGUCCAGCGUGUGUGUGGUACUACCACUAUGUCAUGGUCAUAGCAACAGGGGGCGUGGCCGUGGUAGCAGCUCUCAGUCUCUGUACCAUCCUCGUCUGGCCUAUCAGGAUCGUCCGCCGUCUGCCUUACAUCUCAGGUCUGAUGGGCAGCGAGGAUCAGGACAUCUCUGAGGACAACUCUUACCAGCCUAGACCAACGGUCAACUAAGGAACUAUGGCUGGCAGAGGUAUGGUGGACAGGGUUAACUGGGCCCUGCUCUACUGAAGCAGAGACCAGGACCGGGGAUCUACUGAAGCAGAGACCAGGACCGGGGAUCUACUGAAGCAGAGACCAGGAUCCGGGGCUCUACUGAAGCAGAGACCAGGACCCGGGGCCUCUACUGAAGCAGAGACCAGGACCCGGGGCCUCUACUGAAGCAGAGACCAGGACCCGGGGCCUCUACUGAAGCAGAGACCAGGACCCGGGGCUCUACUGAAGCAGAGACCAGGACCCGGGGCUCUACUGAAGCAGAGACCAGGACCCGGGGCUCUACUGAAGCAGAGACCAGGAUCCGGGGCUCUACUGAAGCAGAGACCAGCCAGUCCCACUUAUCCCUGGGUGAAUAACCACUGCAGAACCCAGCCUGUCUCUUCAGGGAUUAUAGUUUAGCUCUGUGGCCUCUCCAGGACCUCUCCAGGACCUCUCCAGGACCUCUCCAGGACCUCUCCAGAACCUCUCCAGAACCUCUCCAGGACCUCUCCAGGACCUCUCCAGAACCUCUCCAGGACUCACUCAGGCAUCUUAAAACUCUCAACUGGAACAACAAACAUUUAGACUGAAAAGUCAUCUCACCGCAGUGUUCACAAACAGCCAACUGGACUAACAGAGGUUCCUCUGAACUGAAAGAAUCAGGAGACUUUCCUUCUGGACCUGACCAAUAACUGUUCUGUACUGUAGGUGAGUUGGGUUGAACAGUAGCCAUUAUGUCCCAUUUCUACUAUAGAUCAAAACGUUGCUUUGCUGUCGCAGAGUAUCGGUCAAUACAGUGUACACUAUUACUGUCAACAUGAGGGAGGCUAUACAGUAACAGUCCAUUCUAUCUCUCUCUCUUUCAAUCAGCACCUUCUCACAGUCAUACUGCAGUUGAUUCAGUCGGUUGAUUCAGUCGGUUGAUUCAGUCGGUUGGUUCAGUCGGUUGGUUCAGUCGGUUGGUUCAGUCGGUUGGUUCAGUCGGUUGGUUCAGUCGGUUGGUUCAGUCGGUUGGUUCAGUCGGUUGGUUCAGUCGGUUGAUUCAGUCGGUUGAUUCAGUCGGUUGGUUCAGUCGGUUGGUUCAGUCGGUUGAUUCAGUCGGUUGAUUCAGUCGGUUGAUUCAGUCGGUUGAUUCAGUCGGUUGAUUCAGUCGGUUGAUUCAGUCGGUUGAUUCAGUCGGUUGGUUCAGUUCAACAGUGCCUAUAUGAUUGAGUAUAUAUCUACGCUGACACACAUGGGUCCAGAAGACUUACGUACCACUCUAGAGAAAAGUCCUAUAAUACACUAUUAUUCCAUCUCUUGUGAAUGUCCCCCAAAAAAGACAUUAUUGAACUUAAUUGACACACUAUUCAUACUGCUUACAGCCCACUGGGCAUACACUGGUUGAUUCAGUGUUGUUUCAACGUCAUUUCAAUGAAAUGACAUUGAACCAACGUUGAAUGGACGUUGAAUGGACGUCUGCCCAGUGGGAGGUGCCAUGUCAUUAGAACAGCUGUUGUUUUGAGGUACGGUGUCUUUUGUAAAUGUAUCUAUUGUUUGUUUUAUUACAGGGAACAUUUCAUUCCAGUGUGGUACUCAUUGAAGUGUUGUAGUAGUAAUACGCCGUUGUGUUGCUUUAAACUACAUCAUAUUGUGUGUUUUUGAUGACAUGUUCUAAUGUAAAUUACAUUGCAUUGCAAGUAAAAUAAGGAUUUGCGUGGGGGGCCAUUUAUUACAUUAAAACGAAUCAGGAUUUAAGCAGUAGCUUGUGUGAAAAGGGAUACUUUGCAAUAUGGAUAAACUGAAUGGAAUGUAUACUGAGCAAAAAUAUAAACGCGACAAUUUCAACCAUUUUACUGAGUUACUGUUCAUAUGAAUUCAUUAGGGCCUAAUCUAUGGAUUUCACAUGACUUCAGGGGCAAAGCCAUGGGUGAAUCUUGGCAAAGGAGAAAUGCUCACUAACAGGGAUGUAAACAAAUUGGUGCUCAACUUGAGAGAAAUAAUAUUUUUGUGCGUAUGGAACAUUUCUGGGAUUUUUUUUUUUUUUCAGCUCAUGUAACAUGGGACCAACACUUUUACAUGUUGUUUUUUUAUAUUUUUUGUUCAGUAUAUAAGAAUAGUAGAAUAUAUUUUCUGGUGAUACUCCGGUUACUGGACAGACAGAGAUGAUUCUACGUCUCAAACAAUAGAACUACAAUCAUUAGAGUAGAAAUCAUUCUAAUUCUAUGGGGAAAACAUUCUGCACAGGGCGACUAGGAAACUGCCUGAUAGGAAAACAUUUUAUCUCUCAUUGCUUUUUAUUUCCAAUAUAUUGCGAAGUUACUUUUUUUCCCCCUACAGUUUGUCUCUGUUUAUCAUGUUCAUUGAAGUAUAUUAAACAUAUUUCAUACUACUGUCA